Molecule: messenger RNA, 1497 nt
Organism: Ilyonectria robusta
Lineage: Eukaryota; Fungi; Ascomycota; Sordariomycetes; Hypocreales; Nectriaceae
Exons: 1
Coding region: 1-1497 (498 amino acids)
Molecular function (GO): histone deacetylase activity
Source: RefSeq, a predicted model, not a curated record
AUGAAUAUAGACUCGUACAGAUAUCGGGUGCCCAAACCCAACUAUCUUCCUCACAACAUAGAUGUCGACCGCGAUGAGUCCAUCAUCGAGGAGUACAACACGCCGCUUGGCCUCGCGAGUGAAAUGGACAACGCCAAGUUUUACAACAAGUGCAAGCGUCUCGCAGAGGAGUCGGGCAUUACACGGCCCAAGGGGUACAACGUAUCCUUUCAUUGCAACCCCGAUAUUGAAAAGCACCACUUUGGCGUCACUCAUCCCAUGAAGCCAUGGCGCCUCACUCUUUCUAAGAGCCUGAUCUACUCUUACGGCAUGUCCUUUGCCAUGGACAACUACAUAUCAAGAGCCGCCACAUACGAGGAGCUGGCAUCUUUUCAUUCAACAGAUUACAUCGAUUUCCUCGGCACUGUGCUUCCCGAGCCGGUGCCACGAGAUCUCGAGAACCAAAACCUGGACCUCAAGUUCAACCUAGGUGGCUCAGAUUGCCCUCUUUUCGAUGGCCUCUACGACUACUGCUCUCUUUCUGCUGGUGGGUCACUCGAUGCUGCGCGGAAGAUCUGCAACCAACAAUCCGACAUCGCCAUCUCCUGGGGAGGCGGCCUGCACCAUGCCAAGAGGGCCGAGGCCUCUGGCUUUUGCUACAUCAACGACAUCGUCCUCGCCAUCCUCCAGCUGCUGCGCUACUAUCCGCGGGUCUUGUACAUUGAUAUUGAUGUCCACCACGGAGAUGGCGUCGAGGAGGCUUUUUUCUCCACCGAUAGAGUCAUGACGGUCUCGUUUCACAAGUACGACCCCAACAACUUCUUCCCCGGCACAGGUGCCCUCGACGACAACGGUCCUAAGAGCGAGCACAAUCCGGGCUCGCACCACGCCUUCAACGUUCCGCUGAACGAUGGUAUUACGGAUGAGCAAUACGAUAACCUCUUCAACACCGUCAUUGGCAAGAUUGUGGAAAAGUUCCGGCCAGGUGCCAUCGCGCUGCAGUGCGGUGCUGACUCGUUGGCCGGUGAUCGUCUGGGUCGCUUUAACCUACAAGUGCAGGGACACGGUGCAUGCGUCGAGUUUUGCAAGAAAAUGCGCAUUCCCAUGAUUUUGUUCGGCGGCGGUGGAUACACUCCAAGGAAUGUAGCCCGGGCCUGGACCUACGAGACUAGCAUCGCCAUCGACUGUCAGGACAAAAUCGACCCGAUCCUACCACAGCACGCUCCCUGGCGGGAUCAGUUUCGACAGGAAACACUCUUCCCCACCCUGGAGCAGAUCCUGGGCGAGCCGCGACAGAAUCGCAAUCCCCAAAAACGCUUGCAGGACGUUGUGCAACACAUCACGGAACAGCUCCGGUUCGUGGCAGCGGCCCCGAGCGUUCAAUUCCAAAACAUCCCGCCCGAUCUCGGGGCGAUCCGAGACGACGUGGAAGCACGGUUGAAGGAGGAGAAUGAUGAAAGACAUGAUGAGGUGCGCAGGGCGCGUGAGGCCGCAGUGGGCACGGCCAUGGAACUUUGA